GACUUUACUUUCCGGCUCUGGGCGAUUCUCGGAGAGGCACUUGCAGCUCCCUCCCAGCAGCAGCAGCCAUGUCGGAGACGGCUCCCGAAGCGCCCGCACCCGCCGCCCCGGCCGCCAAGGCGCCGGCCAAGAAGAGCAAGAAGGCGGCGGCGGGGGGCGCCUCCAAGCCGCGCAAGGCCUCGGGCCCCAGCGUCACCGAGCUGCUGACCAAGGCGGUGGCCGCCUCCAAGGAGCGCAACGGCGUGUCCCUGGCCGCCCUCAAGAAGGUCCUGGCGGCCGCCGGCUACGACGUCGAGAAGAACAACAGCCGCAUCAAGCUGGGCCUCAAGAGCCUCGUCAGCAAAGGCACCCUCGUCCAGACCAAAGGCACCGGCGCCUCCGGCUCCUUCAAGCUCAACAAGAAGCAGGCCGAGAGCAAGGACAAGGGCGCCAAGAAGAAGCCCGCCCUCAAGCCCAAGAAGCCCGCCGCCAAGAAGCCCGCCAGCGCCGCCAAGAAGCCCAAGAAGGCGGCUGCCGUCAAGAAGAGCCCCAAGAAACCCGCCAAGAAGCCCGCAGCCGCCAAGAAGGCCACCAAGAGCCCCAAGAAAGCCGCCAAGCCCAAGAAGGCUGCCAAGAGCCCGGCUAAGCCCAAGGCUGUCAAGGCGAAGGCAAAAGCCAAGCCUAAGACGCCCAAGGCCAAAGUGGCCAAGCCCAAGAAGGCGGCGCCCAAAAAGAAGUGAGCAUCUUUCCUCGUGCGGAGGGGAGAAGACGCCAGACUUGUUUCUUAUCCCAAAGGCUCUUUUCAGAGCCACC
Molecule: messenger RNA, 792 nt
Organism: Heteronotia binoei (common prickly gecko)
Lineage: Eukaryota; Metazoa; Chordata; Lepidosauria; Squamata; Gekkonidae
Product: histone H1-like
Exons: 1
Coding region: 69-719 (216 amino acids)
Biological process (GO): nucleosome assembly
Cellular component (GO): nucleosome
Molecular function (GO): structural constituent of chromatin; DNA binding
Source: RefSeq, a predicted model, not a curated record